AUGUCCUAUGAGAACUAUGAUCCUUGCUUCCCGGACCAGCCGGUUGUGGACCGUUACCUCCCCUUAUGGGCUAAACAACCUAGUUUCCGGUACAAGCCCGCCUUUGUGUGGGCAGAGGACUCUCCCAGGGGCAUGGCAUGGGCCUCCAUCACCUACACGGAGCUCAGCUCCUCUGUGGAAGACAUCGCCUCCCGGCUCCUCCACCCUCUCCAGAGAGGUGACACCCUCCUUAUCCUCUGUUCUCCUGGUCUCCAACUUGUAAAGCUCCUCUUCGCCGCUCAACGUGCCGGCCUCGUUGCUAUCCCUAUCAUCCCUCCAGAUCCUUCUUCCUUCUCCCCAGCCAAACAAGGCCCCGCCCAUCACCACCUCCUAAGGGCCCUUUCCCAGGCCAACCCAAAGGCUGCCAUAGCCCAUUCAUCCUACAUCUCUGCCGUGACCAGAUCUAUUUCGCCGUCGACUUCCGAUCGGCUUGCUCGCCUACUUCACAAACUCCAGUGGAUCCCUGUCGACGAUUUGGAGGAUGAGAACCAAAACUCUUGUUGCCCGAAUUCAGACACUUCAGAGUAUUUGGGCUGUGGGCCGACUGACACUUACCUCAUCCAGUACACUUCUGGUGCAACUGGAAUACCGAAGCCGGUGCUCGUGACUGCUGGUGCCGCAGCUCAUAAUGUGAGGGUGGCGAGGAAGGCCUACGACCUCCAGCCGAGCAGCGUCAUUGUGUCGUGGCUGCCACAGUAUCAUGACUGUGGCCUAAUGUUCCUCCUGCUAACUGUUGUCUCAGGUGCCACCUGCGUGCUCACCUCACCGGGGGCCUUCUUGCACCGGCCUCGCCUCUGGCUUGAGCUCAUCACCGAGUUCAAGGCCACUUGCACCCCAGUUCCUUCCUUCACCUUGCCGCUAGUGGUAAAAAGAGGAGGUAUCGACCAAGGGACACUACGUCUGAAGCUGGGGAGCAUGAGGAACCUAAUCCUGAUCAAUGAGCCUAUCUACAAAUCUUCAGUCGAUGAAUUUGUUGAUGAAUUCGCUCGUGUGGGGCUCAACCCAUCGUCGAUCUCUCCAUCCUAUGGCCUGGCAGAGAACGGCACCUUUGUCUCCACCGCAUGGCAAUGCCAAGGGGAAGAAGGGUGUCGCUACCCAAAUAUGCCGUCCUACAACAAGCUUUUGCCUUCCGCGAGGCUCUCAUCGCCUUCCUCCUCGUCAUCAUAUGAAGAAGAGGAGAUGGAUAUAAUCGUGGUGAACCAAGAAACCUGCGAGCCAGUGGAGGACGGGGUGGAGGGAGAGAUAUGGGUCUCUUCUCCAAGCAACGCAGCGGGGUACCUCGGACACCCAUCCUUAACUCAUGAAGUGUUUCAUGGGAGGCUCCCAGGGAGGGCUGGCAAAUGUUAUGUCAGGACCGGAGAUCGGGGGAUCGUCAAGGGAGAUGAGAGGUAUCUUUACGUAGUUGGUCGGACUGUUGACGUGAUAAGAAUGCAUGAUGGCCGGAAUUCAGUACAUGCACACUAUAUCGAGACUGCGGUGCAUAACAGCAGUCCCAAGUAUCUGAGAGGAGGGUGUGUUGCUGCAUUUGAAAUGGCAUCGCCGAUGCCGAGCAAGAGAAUGGUCGUCGCGGUAGUCGCAGAGUUGCAGACGAAAGAAGAGGGAGGGAGAGUUGGUACUUAUAGAAGGAUAGGUGAGGCGAUAAGAGAGGGUGUGCUGAAGGAAGAGGGGGUCCGGGUUGGGUGGGUGGUGUUGGUGGAGAGUGGGAGUGUUCCGAAGACAACUUCGGGGAAGCUAAGGAGGUGGUUGGCGAAGAACAAGCUGUUGGAGGGGAGAUUUCCAGUAGUCUGCGAGGUCUGCUUCGAGGAGUACUCGUCGGCCGUUGAGGAGAGAGGGGAGAAGGAUGGAGUGGGGAGUGGUGAGGUGGGAGAGGGAAUGAGAGAUGCGGUACUGGUUCGGGCUCUAGGAACUGCUGGUCGCCGGUUCUCUUUGAUUUCGUUUUUGUGA
Molecule: messenger RNA, 1983 nt
Organism: Elaeis guineensis (African oil palm)
Lineage: Eukaryota; Viridiplantae; Streptophyta; Magnoliopsida; Arecales; Arecaceae
Biological process (GO): lipid biosynthetic process
Source: RefSeq, a predicted model, not a curated record